GGCUCGAUUGAGUUCGUCCACCUCGGCUGCCUUCGGUACUGGAUCCGGGGUCGCCUGAACCUGACAGACGGAGCUAGUGGAGGUUCCUAUUUCUACCGUCCGCUGGCUUGCGAGCUGUGCAAGGCGACAUACCCAACGUACGUCCACAUGGCGCAGGACCGUGUGCCUCUCGUCGAGGUGCCGCGAACGACACCUCCAUUUAUUGUGCUGGAGAACCUCGUGAGGGACUCGCAGCAGCAUGCCACUCGGGGCUUGCACGUCAUCUCGCUGGCGGAGAAGGUUCUGAAGCUCGGCCGUGGGCAUGACAGUGACGUCCGCAUUGCAGACGUCUCUAUCUCCCGCUGCCACGCGAUGAUUCGUUACAGCCAGGGUAACUUCGUCCUGCAGGACAACGACAGCAAAUUUGGCACCUUGGUGGCCAUGAAGAAGCCGCGGCAGUUGGA
Symbiodinium pilosum is the source of this 443-nucleotide messenger RNA. Lineage: Eukaryota; Dinophyceae; Suessiales; Symbiodiniaceae. The record is from the annotation of a GenBank genome assembly.